This is a messenger RNA of Caenorhabditis remanei, 1350 nucleotides long. RefSeq lists its product as uncharacterized. The transcript has 5 exons. NCBI's taxonomy places the organism in Eukaryota, Metazoa, Nematoda, Chromadorea, Rhabditida, Rhabditidae. Bases 1 to 1350 code for a protein of 449 amino acids. The record is from RefSeq and is a predicted model, not a curated record.
AUGUCCUGGUCCCCGCUAGGUCGACCUAUACGAGUUGGAUUAUUCGAACACGACCCGGAUGCAUUCAACUGUUUCCGUCGGAUGCCUAAGAAGCCUUGUGCAAAGCCAGGAGCCGAAAUGGAGAUUAUCUCGAUGGUUAUGAAGAUUUUGGAUUGGCAGUGGGAAGUUAUCGACACUGAAAAGGAAUUUGAUGUUGUCAAUGACUUUGGGAAUCCAAAACCCGAUGGAAACUUCUCUGGAAUCAUGGGUCUUCUUGCAGAAGAUAAAAUAGAUAUGAGUGGUCUGUCAAUGAGAAUCACUCCUGCACGAAUGGCAUUUGCUCAUUUCACAUUUCCUAUUCGCUACUUCCAACAGGUCUAUAUUAUCAAGAGGCCACCAGAGAAUGACUUUCGAAACUUUGUAUUUGCUCCAUUCACAACAGAUAUGUGGUUACUACUUCUCGCUACUAUAAUGGGAGUCUCUACUAUGAGAUUUGCUUGUGCAUUGUAUUGGGAUAGUCGAGUUGGAUCGAAGUUCAAUAUUUAUACAAGUAGUGUUUUGGAAACUUUCGGUUUGAUGUUGAAGCAACGUGUCCAAGACCCAACUGUUAUCUCAACAAUGUUACUGGAAGGAUUUCUAAUAGUUGCUAUGAUGAGUAUAGCUCAGUACUAUCAGACAUCUAUGAAUUCUCGGCUGACUGCUCCCCCAUCUUCUCGAAUUCCAUUUUACCAUCAGAAUCAACUAAUAGAGCUUCUAUUGGAGAAGGAAACAUACUUGACCUACUAUUUCAAUUUGAGUCUGGAAGGUUCUACGGAGAAAAAUGAGUAUAAUAUAAAACGUGCGUUAGCUAUGAAUCCAAUUGUUGUUCGAGCUAAAGAAGUAGAUUUGAUUAAAGAAAUUCAAAAAGGAGGAGUGUUCUACUCAACCUAUGAUAUCGAAUUUCUCCCUCAAGCCGUCAGUGUCUGGGAUAAACGACAAGGUCUCACGGUGAUCCGAGAUACUAGUGGAAUUCUUAGCUAUGUCGCAUUUGGAUUCAGUAUCAGCAACAGAAAACUCUGUCAGAUGUUCAACAAAGCCCUGCUGAAAAUCCUUCCUGGAAUCGCGAGUAUAACUUUGGGACCGGGUUACGGUACCAAGAAGCAAGCAGAAGAUAUAACAGUUCAAGUGAAGAAGACGAGGCUCUCGUUUAAGAAACAUUUGGAGCAAUUGUUCUACAUUUAUCUGAUUGGAUGUGGGAUUGCGGUCGUGUUUUUUAUAAUUGAGAAGAUUUUCUAUCGAGUCAGAGUGCUGAACAGGCAGAAGGUGUAUCAAGUAAACCGCCAAGAAUCCGAUGUGACACCCCAAUGUACUUUCACCCCGUUACCUUACUAA